Vicia villosa (hairy vetch) is the source of this 837-nucleotide messenger RNA. RefSeq lists its product as uncharacterized. Bases 1 to 837 code for a protein of 278 amino acids. Gene Ontology annotation, molecular function: nucleic acid binding; zinc ion binding. The transcript is spliced from 3 exons. Lineage: Eukaryota; Viridiplantae; Streptophyta; Magnoliopsida; Fabales; Fabaceae. The record is from RefSeq and is a predicted model, not a curated record.
AUGGGUUUAAGGGCCGACAUUGCUCACAGUGUUUCCCAAAGAGAGUUCACUACUUAUGCUGAAUGUUUGAGGCAAUGCUAUGUUGCUAAAAACAGCUUGAAGAGGGUUCAAGAAGAGAGGAACCAGAACAGGACUAAUUUUAGGGAGCAAGGAAGAUCUACUCAACACUUGAGGCCCCGUAAUCCUCCAUCAAAGAAGAAGAAGCACACCGGGGAGUGCACCAACUCUUCAGUGACUUGUUACGAGUGUGGCGAGCCAGGCCACAUAUCUAGAUUCUUCCCCAAGAAGAGAGCUCCUGAGAAGACUACAGGUCGUGUGUACACCCUUGAUGCAAGAAAGGCCAAGGGAAACAACAAUCUCAUUGCGGGUACGUGUUAUGUUAACAACCAACCUUUAUGUGUUUUAGUCGAUUGUGGAGCUACUCAUUCUUUUAUCUCUACCGAGUGUGUUUACCGACUUGGUUUGGAAGUUACUCCAUUACCCAAUCCUAUGAUUAUUUCUUCAGCAACGGAUGAUACCGUGGAAGCUAGACUGAUUUGUAAGGGUUGUUCGGUGUCUUUUAAUGGUCGUGACUUCCCGAUUGAUCUAAUUUGCUUACCCCUCAAGAGGCUUGAUGUUAUUCUAGGAAUGGAUUGGUUGUCUCUUAAUUCAGUGGUAGAGUUACGUGAGAUUCCUGUGGUUUGCAAAUUUCCUGAUGUAUUUCCUGAGGAUAUCACUUCUCUUCCUCCGGAAAGGGAAGCGGAAUUCUCAAUUGAUCUUGUUCCUGGAACUGCCCCAGUUUCUAUCACUCCAUAUAGGAUGUCUCCUAUUAAACUCAGAGAACUGAAGAGCCAAUAA